AUUAUAAUUUGUCAAGUUCUUUUGUUCCACAAAAGACUACUUUGUCAUGGAUUUAUUUCCAUUCCAUUUGUUUGUUAUCUGUCGACACUAGUUCUGCGCGAUUUUCCAAUUUUUUUUAAUCAUGUCUUUGAGUGAAAUAGUUGAGAAUGUAAAGCAAGCACGAGAACUGGCUUUGCUUGGAAACUAUGAAAGUUCGUUAACGUAUUAUUCUGUUGGUCUUGCUCAACUUAAGAAGUUCACUGUUUCAAUUUCUGAAGCAAACCGAAAACAACAAUGGCAAACUGUACGGCAAGAGCUUACAGAUGAAUAUGAACUGGUUAAAGACGUCAACCAAACGUUGUCUAGUUUCAAAAUAUCUGAUGAUGACUCGGGUUUGAGUGCUUUUACCAGUCGCUAUAAUUCCCGUUCAACUGUUGAAGAGCCAACUAGAGACCCAGAUGUUUGGCCACCUCCCCCUCCUCUCGAACGAAGGCAUGGGAAUAGUUCUCAAAACGCUGGAUCAAAUAUUCAACCAAAUUCAGUUUCUAGCUCUUACUAUAAGCCACCUGUUGCUCAUGCUCCAGCUCCCCCUCCUCCAUCCGUUAGCUCAAAAUCAUCUAAUAAUACUGCGGGAUCAUUUCGUCGCAAUGUCAGGCCCAGUCCGACGAAUCCUCGAUCUAAGGGUACCACUCAAACCUCUGCAAAUAAUCGUCGUGUCAAAUCUGGAUCUCAACCUACUGGGGAUGCUACUACCACUGCUAACAAUAACAAUGAAGAUAAAUUUGAUGCUAGUGGAUACGACAAAGAUCUUGUGGAAACACUAGAACGCGAUAUUGUUCAACGUAAUCCAAAUGUUCGAUGGGAUGAUAUAGCUGCAUUAGAUGAUGCAAAACGUUUACUUCAAGAAGCUGUAGUUCUCCCAAUGGUUAUUCCGGGUUUCUUUAAGGGAAUACGUAGACCAUGGAAAGGGGUACUAAUGGUUGGUCCGCCUGGUACGGGCAAAACAUUAUUAGCUAAAGCUGUUGCAACAGAAUGUGGCACCACAUUUUUCAAUGUUUCCAGUUCUAGUCUAACAAGUAAAUGGAGAGGUGAAUCAGAAAAAUUAGUCCGUCUUUUAUUUGACAUGGCACGUUUCUACGCACCAAGCACAAUAUUCAUGGAUGAAAUCGAUUCAAUCUGUUCUCGACGUGGUGGUGAAUCAGAACAUGAAAGUUCUCGGCGUGUUAAAUCUGAACUUUUAGUGCAAAUGGAUGGAGUAACAGGAGCUACAGGACAAGAAGAGGACCCUACAAAAUCUGUUAUGGUUCUUGCUGCUACGAAUUUCCCUUGGGACAUUGACGAAGCUUUGCGUAGACGUCUUGAGAAACGAGUGUACAUACCACUUCCAAAUGGUAUGAUAUUUGUGUGAAGUAUUUGCCUUACAAUAUUAGGUUUUUCGAAUUUAUGUGGAAUUUCGCGGGUAAUUCAUUUUCAUCAUUCUUUACAACUUGGCCAGGCUCUGUUUAGAGUCUGUUACAUUAGAUUGCAUUUAUUUCUAUCUAUAUUCACUUUUUCCCAUUCUACCUAUCUUCUAGACUUGGACAUGUUAUCUAAUGUUCUGACAGUUUAUAUUUUUAUCAACCGAAUAUUGUCUUAUCAAUUGUGAUCAUCUUACAAUGAAUCUGUUCUAACAGUAUGAUGUUCGCGCUAAAUUAGUAUAUACCUUGUCAUUUUCAAAUGUUUCCAAGUGAUAGAUACUUUCUAAAAGCUAGUCUUAUUGGAAUCUAUAUAAAUGGGAAAGCAAACAAAUGUUAUACACAGGUAUAUUUCAAAUGUAUUAUGUGACAUUUUGAAAAGGCUCAACCUUUGGUAAAUCCCAUUUUCUAAAAUAUCUUGGCAAAGACAUUGGGAUGCCAUACCCUAAGGUGGAAUGUACAGUUUUAAAUGUUCGAUAAUUACAUGUCAACAAAUCUGAAAAUAGUAGUCAUUCUAAUAAGUUCUGUUCUAUAAAGUUGUAUAAAGUGAAAGUUUGUGUAUGUAAUCUUGAUCAUAAAGACUUAAACUUAACAUCUACAUAUACUUGGGAAUUGCCUUCAUCAUCAACCACAAAGCGAUUGAAAACCAAGGUUCAUUGUACAGGUGUUUUAGAUCAAUCUGAUUUAAUUCAACAGUUAUACUUGAUCCAUUAAAAAGUCUAACUCGUGAACUGCUAAUCUCAUCCUGAACAUGUUGCUAUCUACUCAAUAAGCAAUGAGGACUUUCUACGAAUUAAUGGUAUCUAUAUCAACUGCUAUAUUAAAAUACAUGACUUUAAAAUUGACAUACAGUUCGUUUCUGUGUUUGUUACUUUUUCAGUAAAUCUAUUGACUAAGUAUUUUACAAACUGUUUGAUUAAUAGUUAUAGUAAUCAUAAUGGUAAAAAUAUAUUGUCAUAAAUGAUUAUCUUCCAAAUGCUCUGGUACAGUUGAGGGUGGGGAAAGUUCUAUCUCCCUCUCGAUAUGCUCUUACACGAUCAUGCAUAUACAACCACUACCAGGGAAGUCCUACCCACUACCUUCUCGCAGCAUUACUGUUGUUUACGAAUUUUAGAGGACGAAAAGCGAAUGUCCGGCACUUUAACAAGGUUGGUGGAUAUGUAAGACCCACCUAACGGACUUACAAAACCCUAGUUCCAAACCAAUGGUGUACAUGGGCUCCAACAUCCUGAGAGAACAAAUGGCGUAUGAACCAAUUAUUUGUCAGCGGCUACCAUGGGAUUGCAUCUCCUGACAUUGCUCCACUGCCUUGUGGAUCAGAAAUUUAGGUCGAAGACUCCGAGUGGGGCUCCCUAAGAAAAACUACCUGCUUCGGUCUGGGCGCCUGGGCAGUAUCAUAACCCUCACACAAAUCAAUGAUAACUGCUACUAACCUCAUUGUUAUUAUGUGUCGCGUAUGUAUUUGAUAUCCCCGUGUACCAAUAUUUCUGCGUUCAAGUAAAUAAAUAAAUUUACGAGCAUUGUAAAGUGAGUAAAAACAAAGUGGUAACAAAUAAUUCGAGUUAAUAUGAAUAUUUUUGAUGGAGUUGGUAAUAGUAUCAGGCAUAAGAUGUAUAAAAAAUACAUGAUUCCAGUUGAUAUCGUUUUCUAGUACAGAAUUACUGACAGAAUAGACGUCUUAAUGGUCAUAGAUCCUGUAUGUAUAAAGUUGUUAUUAUUAAGUGAUGCAUGAUAAAAGUAGUCAGAUACGUCAAAAAGCCUAGAUAACCACGACCUUAUAUAUGUUUUCCAGUGGUAGAUAUCACAUUUGUACCAUGGAAAGUGUAUUAAACACUUUAAUCACUGAAGUUCAUUUCGGUUUACCACAUCCCAUUUAUUAUUGAAUGGUACUGAUUAUCACCGCGUAAAGUUGUAACUGGUUAAGAGACUACAACGUUUAGUUUCUUGAAGUGAACCACGUUAUUUAAUUGACAUUUGUUGAAUAGGAGAAAUGACGAGAAUCAUCUAAUCGUACAUUAGUUAUUUAAAUGAUUUUAUACUUUUGAACUGCUAUGUUUUGUUUAUUCAACAGAAUUCAUAAAAAUAAAUCUCAUUGACUCAAUGAUUUGUUGAGAUUCUUCCUAAUCUAUGUCGUCUUGAUUUUGAUUUACCUUAGUGACUGCACGCAAAACUCUGCUGCAAAUCAACUUGAAAGACGUUCCUUUAGCAGAAGAUGUUGAUUUAGACAGUAUAGCUGAACAAUUAGAUGGUUAUUCCGGUGCAGACAUAACGAAUGUAUGCAGAGAUGCUUCAAUGAUGUCUAUGCGACGAGCUAUAGAAGGACUCUCAGUAGAGCAAAUUAAAGGUCUUAAUACUGCUACACUUAAUCAGCCGACACGAAUGGCUGAUUUCGAAGAAGCAGUCGGUCGUGUGUGCAGAUCUGUUUCAGCCAGUGAUGUUGAACGGUAUGAGAAAUGGAUGACAGAGUUUGGGGCUACAUGAACCGCUGAUUUACGUUUACCGAUGUAGACUUAUACCAUUCGCACAUAUUUGAUUGGCUUAUCCAGGUUUUUACCUUGCAAAUAAAUGUACUUGAUUGUCAUAUCUCAAACCUACGUAUCUCAAAUCAUCAGAUUAUAUGGAUACUACAUGCAUGGCUCAAAUGACUGAAUAACUGAAUCCAGCCUUCCAAUUAAUUGCGCUUUACAAUUGAGGAAAAAAAUACAUCAAUUGCCAUGUUUUCUUGUUGGUUUACACUCGAACGUGUUGGUUCCCCUCUAUGCUUCCUACUCGUGAUGGAUAUUUUUUCACUUUACACUAGGUAGAAUGUUUUUGAUUUGAUAAAUCUUGUAUGUCUUUCAGUUGUCCAGAAAUAGGCUAAUACAAUCUUUGUUGAUAACUGUAUGGGUAUUUAUUAGCCACAUAUUCGUUCUAUAGAACUCCCCAGUGGAUUUAUUCUAUUGACUGUUUAUUUGAGAACCUGUGAAACAUCCCGACUGGGAACGGGAAAGCGAUAGUCGAUUCUGUAAUUUCCCUUUCUAAUUAGAUAACUCCUUAUGAGUUGUAAAUCGAUUGCGUAUCAUCGUUGUAAUUGCAAAUGUAAUCAUUCAACACAAUUUCAACG
Schistosoma guineensis is the source of this 4536-nucleotide messenger RNA. The record is from the annotation of a GenBank genome assembly. Lineage: Eukaryota; Metazoa; Platyhelminthes; Trematoda; Strigeidida; Schistosomatidae.